Messenger RNA from Frankliniella occidentalis (western flower thrips), 1908 nucleotides. Its product is annotated as alpha-N-acetylglucosaminidase. The record is from RefSeq and is a predicted model, not a curated record. The coding region runs from base 225 to 1832 and encodes 535 amino acids. The transcript has 12 exons. Lineage: Eukaryota; Metazoa; Arthropoda; Insecta; Thysanoptera; Thripidae.
GCCCCGCCCGCCCCACGCCCUGCACCUCCCUCCCGCCCCAGCAUCCCUGCGCGCUGUACCGCGGCCGUUGGGGUGGUGCGGUGGUGCGCCAGCCGACUGGACACCGCUCGGGCGAGAGCCUGCCAGCCCAGCCCCAGCCCCAGCCCAGCAGUCUUCGCCGUGGCGAGCCGCCCGAAAUGAUCCCAGUCUGAGUACACAGUCGGUUUGCAGAGUUUCCGAGAGGCAUGGCUGCCCUGGACGCGGCCCGCGCGGGCUCAGCCGCGCGACCUGCCCUCCACGUCGCCGCCCUGAUCCUGGCCCUGGUCCUUGUCGGGGAGGCUGUGGAGCUCGACGACGACGUGCACCGCGUGCCGCACGGCGUGCCCCCGCACGCCCGCCACCUGUUCGAUGCGGUGCGCAGCCGCGCCCCGGCCCGCGAGCAGAGCCUGGCGGUGCAGGCGCUGCUGGGAAGGCUGCUGCCGCGGCGGGCGCACCUGUUCGGCGUGGCCGUGGAGCCGGACGGUGCUCCCCCGCACGCCCACAGGGACACCUUCAGGGUGGUGAAGGAGCCCGGCCGCGCGUACGUCAACAUCACGGGCAACAGCGGGGUGGCCGCGGCCUGGGGGCUGCACCACUACCUGACGCAGGUGUGCGGCUGCCACGUGUCCUGGGACUACGACCAGCUCGCCCUGCCGGACCCGCUGCCAGACGUCAACAUGACGGUCACGGCCGUCGACAGGUACCGCUACUACCAGAACGUGUGCACGGUGAGCUACUCGUUCGUGUGGUGGGACUGGGCGCGCUGGGAGCGCGAGCUGGACUGGAUGGCGCUCAACGGCAUCAACAUGGCGCUGGCCUUCACCGGCCAGGAGGCCGUCUGGCAGCGCGUCUACUCGCAGCUGGGCCUGUCCAAGGAGGACGUGGACCACCACUUCACCGGACCCGCCUUCCUCGCCUGGCAGCGCAUGGGCAACGUCCGCGGCUGGGCCGGGCCGCUGUCCGCCUCCUGGCACGCGCACUCGCGCCUGCUGCAGCACCGCAUCCUGGACCGCAUGCGCGCGCUCGGCAUCGUCGCCGUGCUGCCCGCCUUCGCCGGCCACGUGCCCAGGGGCUUCCAGAGACUGUUUCCCAACUCGACAACCACCCCGCUGCAGAGGUGGAAUCGCUUCCCGGACGAGUACUGCUGCCCGCUCCUGCUGGACCCCACGGACCCCGUCUUCCACAGGGUGGGCACUCUCUUCAUGAGGGAGCUGAUAGCCGAGUUCGGCACGGACCACAUCUACAACAGCGACACCUUUAACGAGAUGCAGCCGUCGGACGGCCGGCCCGAGUACCUCGCCCGGGUGGGCCGCGCCGUGUACGACUCCCUGGUCGACGUGGACCCCGAGGCUGUCUGGAUGAUUCAGAACUGGCUGUUCGUCCACGACGCGUUUUGGACCGAGCCUAGGGCCAAGGCGCUGCUCACCUCGGUGCCGACGGGCCGGAUGUUGGUGUUGGACCUCAUGGCGGAGCUGCUGCCGCAGUACCGCCGCUUCCCCUCGUACUACGGCCAGCCGUUCGUGUGGUGCAUGCUGCACAACUUUGGCGGCACCCUCGGGAUGUACGGCGCCUCCAACUACGUCAACAGGAACGUGUUCGAGGCGCGGGCCCUGGCCAACAGCACCAUGGUCGGCACCGGGCUCACCAUGGAGGGCACCGGCCAGAACUACGUCAUGUACGACCUGGCCAACGAGCUGGCGUGGCGCGCCAAGCCCGCCAACCUCACCGAGUGGGCAGCGUGUACAACAACCAGGACACGCUAUACACCAACCACGGCCGGUACGCCCUCAUCCUGCACCCGUCUCUCGACCUAGAGGACCCCGUAAGUAUGGUGCUGGCUGGCUGCCGAGCUGCAUCAUUGCACCUCAUGAGGUUUGGGGAAGGUUUGGG